AUGGCUUCAUUUACAUCUGCCCCACGAUUAACUGAAAAUAGCCCAUAUCAAGUGUCAACUGUAAAUGAAAGAACAAGUUCUGCUCAUACUAGUUCUUCACAGGAGCGAACUCAAACAUCAAUAGAACCAUCUUCUUUUAAUAUACGACGACCUUCCAAAACACCUCCUCCACCUCAAUUACCUCUUUUGCAAUCAUCUGUUUCUAAUUCACCUUCUUAUGCAAGACAAAGAACACCUGUUGCUGAAAGUUCACCUGCAAAUGCAACAACUAAUCCUGAUGUUGCAUCUAUUACAACUAAUAAUUCUAACACUAUAAAUGGGUCUGGUAUCGUAAAUGCAGGUACAAAUGCUUCUAAUGGUUAUCGACCUUUAAAUGUAAAAGAUGCUUUAACUUAUUUGGAUCAAGUGAAAAUGAAAUUUUCCGAAAAACCUGAAGUUUACAAUCGAUUCUUGGAUAUUAUGAAAGAGUUUAAAAGUCAAGCUAUUGAUACCCCAGGUGUUAUUGAGCGUGUAUCUACUUUAUUUAAAGGCCAUCCAAGUUUAAUAUCAGGAUUUAAUACAUUUUUACCUCCUGGAUAUCGUAUUGAAUGUUCAACAGAUGCUUAUUCAAGAGAUAUUAUUAAAGUGACUACACCAAGUGGCGUAUCGAGUACAACACACGGAGAACCGCUUAAUUUACAACAAUCAGAAACCUCAAAUCGCUACUAUUCUUCUAAACUUCAAAAUUCUACCACUGUUUCAACAGAUGAGAAUCGAACACGUCGUGCACCAGUUGAAUUUAAUCACGCUAUUAAUUAUGUAAACAAAAUCAAAACACGAUUUGCGAAUAAUCCAGAUACAUAUAAACAAUUCCUUGAAAUCCUACAAACCUAUCAAAAGGAACAAAAAUCGAUUCAAGAAGUCUAUUCUCAAGUCCAGAUCUUAUUCGAUGGCGCCACUGAUCUUUUAGCUGAAUUUAAACAAUUUUUACCUGAUACUACUGCACAACCUCUUCAACUCUCCCCGCAUCAUUAUCCUCCUCUUACAGAACAAAAGGGGACUAAAAUAAAAAAGAGGUCAUUCAUAGGACUGCCUAAACAAAAGAGAAACAAGACACACCAUUUGCUAGAUAGUAGUAGUAGUAAGGAGGAGGAUGGACCGGUGAUCUCUGUGGUAGAGUCUGAAUUUUUCGAUCGAGUUAAAAAAUAUAUUGGAAAUAGACAAACCUAUUAUUCUUUUUUACGUGUAUUAAACUUAUUUAGUCAACAAAUAUUAGAUACAAAUGCCCUAAUCGAACGCUGCGAAUCAUUUUUAGGCGGACAAAAGGAAUUAUUUGAUCAAUUAAAAAGAUUAGUGGGUUAUGAUGGAAAAAAUCAUAUUAUUGAAAAUGUACCUAUUGCACCAAAGACUGAUUAUGGUAUCUCUGUUCAAUAUGGUCCUAGUUAUCGAUCUGUUCCUAAAUCAGGGCAAACUCAAAACUGUUCUGGUAGAGAUGCACUUUGUUGGGAAGUGCUGAAUGAUGAAUUUAUUUCACAUCCUACUUGGGCAAGUGAAGAUAGUGGAUUUAUUGCAUCAAAGAAGAAUAUAUAUGAAGAGGCUUUACAUCGUGUUGAAGAAGAAAGAUAUGAUUAUGAUAUAAAUAUUGAAGCUAAUUUAAAUACAAUUUCAUUAUUGGAACCUAUUGCAAAAAAGAUUGCAACUAUGAUGGAAGAUGAAAAGAUCAACUUUAAACUUUCUCCCGGUUUAGGAGGUCCUUCAAAAACAAUUUAUCAACGUAUUAUUAAAAAGAUUUAUGGUAAGGUGCAAGGUGCUGAAAUCAUUGAUAUGUUACAUAAUCAUCCAGCACAGACAGUCCCUGUUGUCUUAAAGCGUCUUAGACAAAAAGAUGAAGAAUGGAGACGGUCUCAGCGAGAAUGGAAUAAAGUAUGGAGAGAGGUGGAAAUUAAGAAUUAUUACAAAGCAUUAGAUUAUCAAGGAAUUGUUUUUAAAACCAAUGAUCGUAAAAUGAUGUCUGUUAAAUAUCUUGUUAAUCAAAUCGAGGCACUUCGUUUGGAUCAAAUAAAUGAUGAAAAUCAGUUGGGCAAUAUGGAACCUCAGCUUAUAUAUGAAUUUAAGAGCAAGAAAGUCUUUAAGGAUGUCACUCGUGUAUUAUAUAGUUAUUUUGAUCGCCAGACUUUAUAUGGUCAUGAAGAUUGUGAAAUUAUGAAAGCAUUUAUUGAAAUGUUCUUACCCAUCUUUUUCGAUGUUCCUGAUGUCCUUCCUGAGCCAAAACAGGAUUCAGUUACAGAUAUCAGUUUAGAAGAAGAAGAAGAAGAAGAAGGAAGAGGAGGAGGGGAGGAGGAGGAAAGAGAAGAUAUAGAUGGAAAUGAAACGAUGGAAGACGAAGAUGAAGAAGAUAAUGAUACCCAAAACUCUUACGAUUCAACUGAUACAUCACUGAAGAAACAAAAAAUAAUUGUAAAAGAGGAUAAUAAUGAAGAAGAAGAAGAAAUGAUGGAUCCUCACAAAGAGCAAAAGAUUUAUAAUUUCUUUGGUAAUCCUACUUUUUACUGUUUUUUCCGUUUAUUCCAGAUGUGUUAUGAGCGAUUAUACAAGAUGAAACAAAUUGAUCGUGAUUAUAGAUACAAUGGUGAAAAAGCAAAACUGAUGACUAAAGCAGCUCUUGAAUUAAAUAUUACAAGCGCAACAUUUAAUUCUAUCAAGAUGGAUUUCAAAACAGGAUAUUACAAGACUUUACUUGAUUUAAUUGACAAAUUUUUUGAUGAUGAAAUUGAUCAACAUGUAUUUGAGGAAUGUACAAGAUAUUUAUUUGGAAACCAAGCAUAUAUCUUAUUCACAAUUGAUAAACUCAUGUUGGCUAUCAUGCGACAGCUUCAUUAUAUAGUAACUGACCCAAAAGCGCAAGAAUUAUUGUCAUUCUUUAAAAAGAAUCAUGAAUAUGAAAAGAUGAAACCCGAGUUGACACAAGCAUAUAGAUUAGAAGUGACUGAAGCCUUAGGAGAAGAUGAUGUAUUGUAUAAUUUAGCAUUUGAUACCUUGAAUAGAACAUUAUCGAUUCAAUUAUUGGAAAAAGAGGACGAGACAUUUGAAUUGAAUGACAUUGAAAGUUAUACCGAAUAUGUUACAAAUUAUACCAGUUGGGACAUUGAUACUCCAGGUGUAAGUCUACAUACGGGUGAACGAUUAAAGGCCCUUAGAGCAUUAUUUCACUCAGAAGAUCAAGAUGUUGAUGCUUUUCUUAUUCCUUCAGAAGAUGCUCAUCAAAGCGAAUAUAGUGCUGAUUGCGAUUUAAGACGUGCUUGGAUUUCGGGAUUUAAUGGUUCUGCAGGAUUCGCUAUUGUUUCCAAGGAUGAAGCUGUCUUGUUUACAGAUGGUAGAUAUUUUUUACAAGCUUCAGAACAAUUAGAUGAAAACUGGGUCUUGAUGAAACAGGGACUUCCUGGUGUACCUACAUGGCAAGAAUAUCUUGUUAAUAAACUCCCUGCAGGUUCUCGUAUUGGUCUAGACGCAACUUUGAUUACAGCCUCAGAUGCACAUGACCUCCAAGCUCGCCUUGAUACCGUUCAAUCACAGCUUGUUCCUAUAAAGCGUAACUUGGUUGAUAUUGCAUGGGCGAAUGAAAGACCAUUACCUCCUUAUGAUAAAGUGUUUAUACAUCCAAUUGAAUAUGCAGGUGAAUCACAUCAUGACAAGUUAGAUAAAUUACGCCAACAUCUAAAGAAGAAUAAUAGAUAUGGUGUUAUUAUAUCUGCACUUGAUGAAGUUGCUUGGUUGUUCAACUUGAGAGGAUCUGAUGUGGAUUGUAAUCCAGUAUUUUAUGCUUAUGCUCUUAUUACUCAAGAGGAUAGCAUUUUAUACAUUAAUUCAGAAAAACUAACAACAGAUGUGCUUCAACAUUUAGAAGGCAUUAUUAUCAAGACUUAUGAUGAUGUCUUUAAUGAUUUAAGACAAUUGAAGAAUACAUUAUCUUUAGUAAAUCAAAAGAUACUUAUUGAUAACAGUACAAGUUUAGCUAUUGAAGAGGCUAUCGGUUCUGAGUUUGUUUAUGAAGAAAGAUCGUUUGUCAAUGAUGCAAAGGCUAUUAAAAAUGAAAGAGAAUUAAAGGGUAUGCGUGAGUGUCAUAUUCGUGAUGGUGCUGCUUUAGUUCAAUUCUUCGCUUGGUUAGAGAAGGAAUUAGUAUCAGGUAAAGAAAUAGAUGAAGUUCAAGCAGCUGAUCAUCUCGAAAAACUACGUGCAUCUCAGUCAGAUUAUGUUGGCCUUUCCUUCCCUACCAUCUCUUCAACGGGGCCUAAUGGUGCUAUUAUUCAUUAUGAACCUGAAAGAGGAAAUUGUAAAAUGAUUGAUCCUAAUCAAAUUUACCUCUGUGAUUCUGGUGCUCAGUAUAAGGAUGGUACGACUGAUGUUACUCGUACUUUACAUUUCGGUACUCCUACACAAUACGAAAAAGCUUGCUUUACUGCAGUUUUACAAGGUCAUAUUGCAUUAGAUACCGCUGUCUUUCCUACAGGUACUACGGGUUAUCUUUUAGAUCCAUUUGCUCGAAUGCCAUUAUGGAGACAAGGCUUAGAUUAUCGACAUGGUACUGGUCAUGGUGUAGGCUCUUUUCUGAAUGUACAUGAAGGACCCCAUGGUAUUGGUGUACGAGCUCCUUAUAAUAAUACACCUUUAGCAGCAGGCAUGACUGUCACUGAUGAACCAGGAUAUUAUGAGGAUGGUAAAUUUGGUAUUCGUAUUGAGAAUAUAUUGAUUAUUCGAAAUGCAGAUACACCAAAUAACUUUGGUGGUUGCAACUAUUUAGAAUUUGAACAUGUUACAAUGGUGCCUAUUGGUUUAAAUUUGAUUGACGAAAGUUUACUUUCUUCAGCUGAAAAGCAAUGGAUCAAUGACUAUCAUGCUGAAUGCUACGAGAAGCUAAGUCCAUUAAUUGCUUCUGACCCUGAUGCUAUUGCCUGGCUUAAAAAAGAAACUCGUCCAUUAUAA
Cokeromyces recurvatus is the source of this 4959-nucleotide messenger RNA. RefSeq lists its product as uncharacterized. Gene Ontology annotation, biological process: regulation of DNA-templated transcription. The coding region runs from base 1 to 4959 and encodes 1652 amino acids. The record is from RefSeq and is a predicted model, not a curated record. NCBI's taxonomy places the organism in Eukaryota, Fungi, Mucoromycota, Mucoromycetes, Mucorales, Mucoraceae. Gene Ontology annotation, molecular function: metalloaminopeptidase activity. The transcript is spliced from 16 exons.